AUGAGUGCUAUAAGAAACUUCUUCUGUCGUCCGUGGUCCUCUGAUGCCAGGCUUGAAGGAAAGACUGUGAUAAUAACUGGUGCCAACACUGGCAUUGGUAAAGAGACUGCCCUGGAUUUAGCCAGGAGAGGGGCAAGAAUUAUUAUGGCCUGCAGAGACAUGGAAAAAGCUGAAGGUGCACAAAAAGAGAUCAUUGCAGAGUCUGGAAAUGAAAACAUCAUUGUAAAGAAACUGGACCUGUCUGACACCAAGACGAUCAGGGAAUUUGCAGAACAAAUUAACAAAGACGAGAGUCAGGUUAACAUUCUCAUUAAUAAUGCUGGGAUCAUGAUGUGUCCAUACUCCAAGACAAAGGACGGCUUUGAGAUGCAGUUUGGCGUCAACCACUUGGGACACUUUUUGCUCGUCCACUUGCUGAUUGAUCUGAUAAAGAAAUCUCCUCCAGCCAGAAUCGUUAACGUCGCCUCGGUUGCACACAGGUGGGGAACAAUGAACUUUGAAGACAUUAACAGUGAAAAAAGCUACGAUUCAAUGAAAGCCUAUGGACAGAGCAAACUGGCAAACAUUCUCUUUACACGUGAGCUGGCACAAAGGCUGGAAGGAACGGGUGUGACGACAUAUGCCUUGCACCCUGGGAUUGUAAAUACGGAGCUAGGAAGGCACCUAAACUGUGCUAAGAAGAUGGCAAUGCAAGUGGUCAGACCUUUCACCAAGUCAUCAAUAAAAGGCGCUCAGACCUCAAUCUACUGUGCAGUAGAACCAGGGCUGGAAAGGGAAACUGGAGGAUAUUACAGUGACUGUGCCCCUGCAUCUAGCUCAAGAAAUGCUACAGAUGUUGAGGUAGCUAAGAAACUCUGGGCCGUCAGCUGUCAUAUGCUAGGAAUAACAUGGGACUGAGAACUCCAGAACUUUACUUACAUAGUGUCACUGUGAAAUAAUCAUUUAUUGUCUCUCUGAAUCUAAGUGAUGUUCUCUUCUUUGGUUGCUGUUGGUUAUUCAGCACAAGUCUUACAAACCAUAUUUUUCAGUGAAAAUAAUCGAAAUUGAAAUACUUAACUAUAAGAAUAGAAAAAACAUACCUUCUAGUUUUAACAUCCACGUUCAGAGUUUGUAUACAGUUUUUACAAGAACAAAAACAUUAUAAAAGAUUCAGCUCUGAACAUUCAUUUAACUGCUUCUGCCUAAAUGCAAGUUGUUGUUUUCUUUGUUUUAUCAGGUGCUGUAAGUCUGAAAGUGCUAUGUAGGGUAGAAACAUGCAAUGAUUAUACUCUAUUCUGGAUUGUAUUACUAUUUAUAAGUGUACCGUUUUUAAGAUGCUUUUUCUAUGAACCUAUAUCUGACUUAUUCAGGUAAAGCUAUAUGUUGUAAUAGGCUGUUGUCAAUAUUGCCAAUUGCUAAAAACAAUGUAAUAUACAAUAAAUGAUGCUGGUUCUGUUUUAGUUAUUCUGACUGAAUGGUCAAAUAUUUUAACCCUGAAUUGUAAAACGUGCUUUUUUUGACAAUGUAACAAUUAAAAAGUUUGCUGUAGUAAAUAAAUGUAUAUCCUGGCACUUUGUAGCACUCUUGGAGUUAUUUACCAAACUGUAUUUCUGCUAUACUUUCAUGGGGCAACCAGGUCAUGCCAGUG
This is a messenger RNA of Polyodon spathula (Mississippi paddlefish), 1627 nucleotides long. RefSeq lists its product as uncharacterized. The transcript has 7 exons. The record is from RefSeq and is a predicted model, not a curated record. NCBI's taxonomy places the organism in Eukaryota, Metazoa, Chordata, Actinopteri, Acipenseriformes, Polyodontidae. The coding region runs from base 1 to 897 and encodes 298 amino acids.